GGCUCCGGCCGCAGGAGGGAACCGCGCGCCGUGGUGCCGCCGUCCGUGCAGGAGCUCAACGAUUCCGACCUGUUCGCCAUCAAGAGGACCAUCACUGUCAGCCGGCGCGCCGCCACGCCCGAGCCCAAGCGGGAGGUGCUCUACGAUUCCGAGGGGUUGAGUUUCGAGGGGUUUUCGGAUCGUGAACACCCCGAGGUGACCACGGCGGCACCGCCGAGAAAAACGGAGCUGCGGCCGCCCGCUCCGGCCGCUCCGGCCGACGAGAAAAAGGACAAAGAGCGCAAACGCGGCCGCGCCGAGGAGCGUCCGGCGGGGAGGGAUAAAUACAAGAAAAAAUUCAAAGAGUACCCCGAGACCCCCGCGCCGGACGGGGCGAAAUCCAAGGAGAAACAACGGGAAAAAAGCGGGCGGAAAGGAAAAACGGGCGGGGGGCACAAGGACGGCGACGGCGCCGCGCCCCCCGCCCAAAAAAGCUCCGGAGGAGGAGGAGGACGGAAGGUGAAGCUGCAGUCCAAAGUGUCCGUGCUGAUCAGGGAAGGGGUCAGCUCCACCACGGCCCCCGGCAAGGACGGAGGCAUCGCGGUGAAAUUCGCCCGCGACGCCGAGAGCCGCGCGCCAUUCCUGAAAGCCGAGGAAAAAACGGAGAAAAACCCCAAAACGGAGGGUCCGGCCCGCGACGGGGCGGCGGUCAAACCCCGCAAGGCCAAAACGGCCAAARCCAAGGGAGCGGUCAAGAAGGUGAAGGUGAAAGCCAAGGGGGAAACGAGGAAAAAGAGAAAAGCGAAAACCAAAGGCGCUCUGAAAAAAUCCAAAGCCGACAGCCAGAGCGCCGCCACGCCCCCGCUACGCCCACCCCAAAAACCCGAACCCGCCUGGUCCGGCUCGGAAAAAUCCGCGGGGGGAACCCCAAAACCGCCCAGCCCCCCUCCGAUGACGACAACAACCACGCCGGUCACCCCCAAAUCCGCCCCUGCGGCCGCCGCCACCCCAAAAUCCGUCCCCCCCGAGCGGGAGCUGACCCCCGACUCGCAGACGGUGGACAGCAGCUGCAAAACCCCCGACGUGUCCUUCCUGCCCGAGGAUUCGGCCACCGCGGCCACCGCGGCCACGGCCGGAGGGGACGGAGGAGCCGGCGGUGACCGCUGCGGCCGCGAGCCCCAAGYGGACAGUCGGUGCUGCGAGCCCAAGGACGAGGGGACGGCGGCCAUGAUGGGGACGGGGAUGGGGACGGGGGGGACGAGACCCCCGGGACCCCCCUGGAGCCUGCAGGGAGGGGUGGAUUGUGCCACCAGCGGAGUGCUGGCGCGUGCGUGACACGGGGG
Molecule: messenger RNA, 1322 nt
Organism: Malurus melanocephalus (red-backed fairy wren)
Lineage: Eukaryota; Metazoa; Chordata; Aves; Passeriformes; Maluridae
Gene: SCAF1
Product: SR-related CTD associated factor 1
Exons: 1
Molecular function (GO): RNA polymerase II C-terminal domain binding
Source: RefSeq, a predicted model, not a curated record